This is a messenger RNA of Ostrea edulis (European flat oyster), 2115 nucleotides long. RefSeq lists its product as uncharacterized. NCBI's taxonomy places the organism in Eukaryota, Metazoa, Mollusca, Bivalvia, Ostreida, Ostreidae. The transcript has 4 exons. Gene Ontology annotation, biological process: peptidyl-glutamine methylation; tRNA methylation; rRNA (guanine-N7)-methylation. The coding region runs from base 149 to 523 and encodes 124 amino acids. The record is from RefSeq and is a predicted model, not a curated record. Gene Ontology annotation, molecular function: protein heterodimerization activity.
AUUUCAUAAAAUGUAUUUAUUUUCUUUUGUUAUUGUAGAGGUUGUCAAUAUUUAAAAAAGAGAGAAAAAAUGCAUGAAAGAAAUGUUGACAUACAAAUUUCGUUUUGGUAAAUGGAUUUUGAAAAUUUAAUGCUUACAAGUGACAAACAUGAAGCUUCUCACACACAACUUUUUGACAUCAAACAUCAUUAAAGGAGUAAAGAAUGGCUAUCCUCUGGGUCUUCAUGCGGGGAAAGUGGAGGUGAAAGAAGUGGAUUUUAAUUCAGAUUUUAUCACAAGAAUGAUGCCAAAAAUAGAUUGGAUAGCCCUACAGAAAGCAGCAAAGGAGUGUGGUUAUGGAGAGGGAUUACCCGAGACAGUGGAGGACAAAUUAUUGGAGGACACAGAUUUCCUGAAGAAGGUCCACAAUGCUUUGUUGGAGGUUGAGGUGAUCGAGGGGAAGCUGAUAUGUCCGGAGUCUGGUCGGGAAUUUCCCAUUAAUAAUGGCAUACCUAACAUGCUACUGAACGAAGACGAAGUGUGACAGCAAAAACAAGCAAUGUCUGAGGGUGGAAAACGCGACUGAUAGAAUGAAUGACUGGUGGAUGAGUGUUGAUAGAAUGUGGAGUGGUUGGUGGAAAACAUGGAUAAAUGACUGAGAGCAGUUUGGAGUGUUUACAUAAGCAGUGUACCAUUCCUGUGAAGUAUAGUGGAACUGAUUCAAUUUGUAAUUGUGUCAGAAUGUUAUAAAUACAUAGUUCCUUGAAAAUUAAUGUUUCAUAAUUUGAUAUUAAAAAGUUUGUAAGCUUUGUACAUGUAUUAGUGUAAGUAAGAUACAUUUGAAUGUUAAGGUUGUCAUGGGUACAAACUUUCCAUAAAUCCCAUACAAUUUAAAUCUGCAUUUUACACACAGUACUAUAUAAUGAAUGUUGUCUAACAAAACAAAAAAUUUACAGAAUCAAACUGACAAUGUUGUUAAAUGUGUGUGUAUUAUGAGUGUACAUAAUGAAUGUGUGGAAAAGAAACUACAUGUGUCAUUGUGUUGUUUUAACCAUUUUGAUUUUCAGUCUACAAAGACAUUAUACUGCUUGGUAUUGAUAUGAAGUGUACUUUAAUCUCAGUUUACUGAAUACACAGCAGGGUUAAGGUGUCCCGAGUAAAAUAACAAGUAUUAACAGCAUAUUCAUAUUAAAGUAAAAUUCUUCCAAGCAUCGCAUAUUUUCAGUAAAAAUUGUUUAUCAAUACAUAAACAAACAUCGUAUCACGUGGGGAAAUCCUUCGCUUAACUAUUACGUCGUCAUACAAGUGUCGUAGAACUAUUUUUAUCCGCUAGACUUUUAGUUGUUUAUCACCUCGGCACAGGUGAAAGUUACACUCAAUCAUUUGAAGUUUGGGCGCGAUAUGUUGAUAUUGAUAUGGUAAAUUUAAAAAGUGAUACAAAUCGGUACAAUAUUCUCUCAAAUAUAGCAAUUUCCACAAUCUCAACCCAAAUUUUGGGUAUUUCCCACAUUCACUGCCAAAUCUUAUCUAAACGAUACAAAAUAUCCUACCUUCCGUAUCAAAAUCCUAAAUCUGCAACUAGUUACCUUUAGGAAUAUGCCUUGAUCGAAAUAAAGUAUCGUCAUCUUUCACCUGUACUGAGUCGAUAAGUACACAUGUUGGUUUUCUUUAUUCCAAAUGACUAUACACAUCGGGAGCGAUUUCAAGUUCACAACGUAAUAUAAAGAUUACAGUCUUCAGUGCACACUAUAUAUAAAAAUAUGAAACUUGUAUAUAUUAUCAAAGAAAACUGGGGGGAAAAAAUCAUCUGACAAACAGAUUUAAACAUAUGCAGCUUAAACACUAGAUAACGGUAGUAAAUAGCGAGAAAAUAUUAUGACAUUUUCCCCGCAAUACAACUAUAGACCUGUGUGUCGUGACAUACUUUCAUAUUGUGACGUCAUAUAGUGUGAAGUGCACUGAGGUACAUUUUAUGAUUUUGUUUUAACUUUCUCGGGAUACCUUAACCCUGCUGUGUACAUGCAACUAGGAUCAACCAAGAAUAUUUUUUCAAAAUGCUGUUGUCAUUUUCAUCCAGUUCAUGCAUUAAAUCUAGUAACUGUUGGUGAACCGUGAAGAAUAAACUUCUGUAAUUUA